Messenger RNA from Neoarius graeffei (lesser salmon catfish), 2851 nucleotides. It is a transcript of the gene pla2g4f.1, whose product is annotated as phospholipase A2, group IVF, tandem duplicate 1. Gene Ontology annotation, cellular component: cytosol. Gene Ontology annotation, biological process: glycerophospholipid catabolic process. The record is from RefSeq and is a predicted model, not a curated record. The coding region runs from base 96 to 2012 and encodes 638 amino acids. The transcript is spliced from 18 exons. Gene Ontology annotation, molecular function: calcium ion binding; calcium-dependent phospholipid binding. Lineage: Eukaryota; Metazoa; Chordata; Actinopteri; Siluriformes; Ariidae.
UAAAUAGACCUCAGAGUCAGAUUUUUCUUAGGUUUUGGUCAUUACCAGCUCCAUAGGGUGUUUCUCCUUGGCUGAGGAAUAGUUUGCUGUUACCAAUGCAGAGGGAAGUGGCACCAUGUUGGGACCUCUCAGUCACCGUGCUGCGAGCCAAGUUCAGCCAUUCGCAAGACUACUUUUCUCAGUCUGACCUUUAUGUGAUCCUGAGUAUGCCCACGGCUUCGGUCCAUACUAGGAGGACUAAGAGCAUUCCUAACUCCAAUGCACCCGAGUGGAACGAGACCUUCCACUUCUGUGUGAACAGCCACGUCAAGAAUAUUCUGGAGCUAAAAGUUUAUGAUGAAGAUUUUCGGCAAGAUGACCUCUGCACCUGGCUCUUCUUCGACAUCAGCACCCUCACACUGGGCAAGAAGGAGACCAAGGUCUUCAUCAUUGAUAAAAACAUGGAGGAUAAGCUGUGGGUGGAUUUUGAGAUCACAGAGUGCCCUGAAGCAUCUCGAGAAUAUCUCUCCAACGAGGUUCUUGUGGCGGCACCGCUAUCCAUUGUGGAGGUGACAAUAGAUAAACUACCACUUGAGGUGCAAAAGAACAUGCUGUUAAGGUUACGAGGGGCGUAUAUUGAAGACCAAUUCAUCUCAGCUUCUAAGAAGAGCAGCCUCAUGCAGACUCUUCACUACUACAUCAACAAAGACCUGGAGACCAAGAUUGAGCUUCAGGCGGAUGGGAAGGAAGCAAAUCCAGCAUCAUCUCCUGCAUUUACGUUAUCGCCUGCAUCCACAUCAGCAUUCACAUUCUCAUUUCCUGAAGUAAAGGACACUGUCAAUUUACAGGUGAACACAAUACAGAGCUUUGAGGAAGACAUGAAGGUGCGUCUGGAUUUUGACAUACCUCCAGAGGAGAAGGCAUUUCUGGUGAAGAGGAAAGAGGUGGUGUCUCGCACACUGGAGAAAGUUCUCAAUCUCAAAUAUCCUCUGGAUCUGAGUCAGGUGCCAACGGUGGCUGUGGUGUGUUCAGGAGGCGGCUCGAGGGCCAUGACGGGUAUGUAUGGCUCUCUGAGGGGACUGCAGAGUCUCGGCUUGCUGGACGCCAUCAGCUACAUCACCUCUGUGUCUGGCUCCACCUGGGCUAAUGCGUAUCUCUACAGUGACCCGCUUUGGUCAAAGAAAGACCUGGAUGAGUCAAUACUGUCUGUGAAGAAUGAGCUCUCGAAGAGUAUGAAAAGUCUGUUUGAUCCCAGCCGGCUGAGGUAUUACUACUCCGAGAUACGGCAGAAACAGAAGGAAGGGCACUUUGUCUCUCCGAUCGACAUGUGGGGGCUCACGAUAGAAAACGCCAUUUAUGGAAAGAAACAUACAGCUACACUGUCUGACCAGCAGGAGGCAGUCUCUGAGGGCCAGAACCCUCUCCCCAUCUACACGGCUGUCAACAUGAAGGAUGCUGGUGGCUCCAUGGUGGCUGAGUGGUGUGAGUUUACUCCAUUUGAAGUGGGAUUCCCCAAAUAUGGAGGCUUUGUGCCUACAGAACAUUUUGGUAGUGAGUACUACCUUGGUCAUCUGGUUAAGAAACUACCAGAGAUACGAGUCUCCUUCCUGUUGGGAAUGUGGAGCAGUGUGUUCUCUGCUAACCUCAUGCAGGUCUGGACACACGUCACUGGAGCGAUGCCGUCCUGGACUUCGUGGUUGGGAGAGGAUGUGUGCAGCAUCGAGACGGAUGAUAAGCGGUCGACCCUGGAUACCAUGCGGCUCAGUUCACAGGCUUCGAUGCUCAGCAACUUUAUGCACGGUCGUCCCAUGAUCUGCAGUGUGUUCAACUUCCUGAGAGGAUUCUUCCUGCACAACCAGUACAGUAAAAGCCCGACCUUCAACCUCUCCAAAGGUCGCUUUACAAUAAUAAGCAGGGGAAAAAAAAAAGUCCACCAAAUAGAGGUCAGGAUGUCAUUCCAGUGGUGUAGCGGCCACAGUCCCACCAAAGGGUGCACGAAAACAAGUCGCACAUCUCCAGCACAGCCGCCGUGACGCCACCAGCAACAUCGCUCGAACACCACGCCAUGGAUCCACAAAGCAAGCACAGAAGCACCGCCAUGCAGAGCGCUGGUAUGUCCCAAACCACCUGCACAGCCGCCGCGACGCCACCGAGCAACAUCACUCAGAACAUCACGCCAAGCAUUAAAGCACAGAGCGCUGGACAACCACGAUGUUAAAAUGAGCAACGAGCUCACUGCAGUCCAUAGCUGGGAGCACAGGCAUCACCCACAGCGACCCGAGGUCUGGAGGGAACUGACGUGCAAAACUGGGUCCGGAGCUACACCACAACCGGCAGACAAAAACACUCAAAUGAGCAUCAAACACAGAAAAAAGAAAAAAAAAUUAAAAUAAAAAAAGCAGAGAAAAUAAAAUAAAGCUCUGGUGAGAAGCGGCAGCCAGAAUGCGCACAACGUACUCAACCGGAAACCGGAAAAACAUAUUGAUGCCGAGUCACACUAAAUAUUUAGUUUUGAAAUCGAUCAAAUAAAUCACAAUCCCACCUUCCCUUUGAAUAGUUUUAGACCAAACUUUGGAGCAUCUUUAGUGCUUUUAGGAACAGCAUUUUCUUUCAUCGUCUGUAAUUCUUCCUCACUUACGGUGACGAAGCGAUUGGACGCCAUUUUGCUGAGUCGCUCGAGGUGAUCAUCAAGAAAUAUUCUAUCCACAUUCACUGGAUAUGAGCAAUCGUGCACUCUGAUUUGGCUACUCGACUACUAGGAUAUCAGUUCAUAUACCAUGAGUAGAGAAAAACUAAAUGGUGGAGUGUGUUGCUGAACCAACCGAGGAUGAAAUAAAAACUCUACUCGGAAACAAAAACCCCCAAAAUAGAA